Molecule: messenger RNA, 2806 nt
Organism: Arabidopsis thaliana (thale cress)
Lineage: Eukaryota; Viridiplantae; Streptophyta; Magnoliopsida; Brassicales; Brassicaceae
Gene: RLP12
Product: receptor like protein 12
Exons: 1
Coding region: 114-2657 (847 amino acids)
Cellular component (GO): plasma membrane
Source: RefSeq, marked reviewed
UAAUCUCAAAACGAGUUGACGCAAGAUUUGCUAAGUUAGGAAUUUCUUCUUAAAGAGAGAACCACUGAAUCACACAAUUCAGUACUCACUACACAAUCUCAAAACAGAAAGAUAUGAUGAUCCGAAGCCAUCGUCAUUGGGUUUUUUCUAGUCGUAUUAUCAUCUUUCUCUCCCUCCUUGUUCACUCUCUAGCUUCUUCUUCGCCCCACUUUUGCCGUGAUGACCAGAGAGAUGCUCUUUUGGAAUUCAGAGGCGAGUUUCCGAUAAAUGCGUCAUGGCAUAUUAUGAAUCAAUGGAGAGGUCCGUGGAAUAAGAGCACUGAUUGUUGUCUUUGGAAUGGAGUCACUUGCAAUGAUAAAUCUGGUCAGGUAAUAUCACUCGACAUUCCUAACACCUUUCUCAACAACUAUUUGAAAACCAACAGUAGCCUUUUUAAACUCCAAUAUCUUCGUCACCUAGACCUUACGAAUUGCAAUCUCUACGGAGAGAUUCCUUCUUCACUAGGAAACCUUUCUCAUCUCACACUUGUUAACCUUUACUUUAAUAAGUUUGUUGGAGAAAUUCCGGCUUCAAUCGGCAAUCUAAACCAGCUUAGACACCUUAUCCUUGCUAAUAACGUCCUUACAGGAGAGAUUCCUUCUUCACUAGGAAACCUUUCUCGUCUCGUAAACCUUGAGCUUUUUUCUAAUAGAUUGGUUGGUAAGAUUCCAGAUUCAAUAGGAGAUCUAAAGCAGCUAAGAAACCUUAGCCUUGCGUCUAACAAUCUCAUAGGCGAGAUUCCUUCUUCCUUAGGAAACCUUUCUAAUCUCGUACAUCUUGUUCUUACGCAUAAUCAAUUGGUAGGUGAAGUUCCUGCCUCCAUAGGAAAUCUAAUCGAACUAAGAGUUAUGUCAUUUGAAAACAAUAGCUUAAGUGGCAACAUUCCUAUUUCCUUCGCCAAUUUAACAAAGCUUUCUAUAUUUGUCCUCAGCUCUAAUAACUUCACAUCCACGUUUCCAUUUGACAUGAGUAUAUUCCACAACUUGGAGUACUUUGAUGUUUCUUAUAACUCAUUUAGCGGGCCUUUUCCUAAAUCUCUGUUAUUGAUUCCUUCCUUAGAAUCUAUUUAUCUGCAAGAAAACCAAUUUACGGGACCUAUAGAGUUUGCAAAUACAUCUUCAUCAACUAAGCUUCAGGACCUAAUCCUUGGUCGUAACAGACUCCAUGGCCCAAUCCCGGAAUCUAUAUCUAGACUUCUCAACCUUGAAGAGCUAGAUAUCAGCCACAACAACUUUACUGGGGCAAUCCCUCCAACUAUAUCAAAGCUAGUCAACCUCCUUCAUCUUGAUCUUUCCAAGAACAAUUUGGAAGGUGAAGUACCAGCUUGCUUAUGGAGAUUGAAUACAAUGGUGCUUUCUCACAAUUCUUUCAGCAGUUUUGAAAACACUUCACAAGAGGAAGCACUGAUCGAAGAGUUGGAUUUGAAUUCAAAUUCAUUCCAAGGACCAAUUCCUUAUAUGAUCUGCAAGCUUAGUUCGUUAGGCUUUCUAGAUUUGUCCAACAAUCUCUUCAGCGGCUCGAUUCCUUCAUGUAUAAGGAACUUCAGUGGUUCUAUUAAAGAGCUAAAUUUGGGGGACAACAACUUCAGUGGAACUCUUCCAGAUAUAUUUUCCAAAGCUACCGAGUUGGUAUCAUUAGACGUUAGUCACAACCAGCUGGAGGGAAAGUUUCCAAAGUCUUUGAUCAAUUGCAAAGCUUUGGAACUUGUGAAUGUGGAAAGCAACAAAAUCAAGGAUAUAUUUCCAUCAUGGUUGGAAUCUCUACCGUCAUUACAUGUUCUCAACCUCAGAUCAAACAAGUUCUAUGGGCCGUUGUAUCAUCGACAUGCAUCUAUUGGGUUUCAGAGUUUAAGGAUCAUCGAUAUAUCACACAAUAACUUCAGUGGAACUCUCCCACCUUACUAUUUUUCCAACUGGAAAGACAUGACCACAUUAACAGAAGAAAUGGACCAGUACAUGACAGAGUUUUGGAGAUAUGCUGAUAGCUAUUACCAUGAGAUGGAAAUGGUGAAUAAAGGAGUUGAUAUGAGCUUUGAGCGGAUCCGAAGAGACUUCAGAGCCAUUGAUUUUUCUGGAAACAAAAUCAAUGGUAAUAUCCCUGAAUCCCUUGGCUAUUUGAAAGAACUGCGGGUUCUCAACUUGUCAGGUAACGCAUUCACAAGCGUCAUCCCACGAUUCUUGGCGAAUUUGACAAAGCUGGAGACAUUAGACAUAUCCCGUAAUAAGCUGUCAGGUCAAAUCCCUCAAGAUCUUGCUGCACUCUCUUUUCUGUCAUACAUGAACUUCUCCCAUAACCUUCUCCAAGGUCCAGUGCCACGAGGCACACAGUUUCAAAGGCAGAAAUGUUCUUCAUUCUUGGACAACCCUGGACUCUACGGUCUCGAAGAUAUUUGUAGGGAUACUGGUGCCUUGAAUCCUACAUCGCAGCUACCCGAGGACUUGUCAGAGGCUGAGGAAAACAUGUUCAACUGGGUAGCAGCUGCAAUAGCCUAUGGACCUGGCGUGUUAUGUGGAUUGGUGAUCGGACAUUUCUACACUUCACACAAUCAUGAGUGGUUCACAGAAAAGUUUGGUAGAAAACAACACAAAGCCCUUACAAGUGUGAAGUGUUCUCUUUAAGCGUUUGUGAAGCAAAUGUUGUGUAACGUCUUGUUCGUGUUUAUACUGAAUUUGUCAACUGUGUACUCCAAAAGACUCGUUUGUAUUUUCUAUUUAUGUAAUAAACGUCUUUGGUGGUAGUCAUAUAUAGAUGUAGUGGACUUUACUUA